This is a messenger RNA of Pimephales promelas (fathead minnow), 1104 nucleotides long. It is a transcript of the gene isoc1, whose product is annotated as isochorismatase domain containing 1. Lineage: Eukaryota; Metazoa; Chordata; Actinopteri; Cypriniformes; Leuciscidae. The record is from RefSeq and is a predicted model, not a curated record.
AUUUGUGAGUCGGACAUCACUCUUGAUUCACAGGAUCAUGGCGGACACACACAGCAGCAAUAGCCAGCAGGUCCCUGUGUUAUUCUCCUUCUCCGUGUCCUCUCGGCCCUCGUCUGUGCCCGUGGGCUCGGGAUAUGAAGUGCUCAUCCAAAAGUUUCUGUCUAUCUACGGGCGUCAGAUCGAUGUUCAUCGUAAACUGGUGCUUCAGUAUUUCUCGGAGGAAUGGGGUCAGUACAUUGAUCUACCGAAGGGAUUCGUGGUCUCAGAGAAAUGUCGGCUGAGAUUAGUACCUCUGCAGAUGGAUAUCACGGCCCUGGGAAACCUCUCACCGGCCUCCACGGUGUUCUUCUGCUGUGACAUGCAAGAGAGAUUCAGACCCGCCAUCAAGUACUUCGGGGACAUCAUCAGCGUGGGCCAGAGGCUGCUGCAGGGUGCUCGUCUUCUGGGAGUUCCCGUGGUGGUGUCGGAGCAGUAUCCCAAAGGCCUGGGCAGCACCGUGCAGGAGCUGGACCUCACUGGGGCCAAACUAGUGUUUCCCAAGACCAAGUUCUCCAUGGUCCUUCCUGAGGUGGAGGCUGUACUGGCGGAGGCUCCAGGAGUCCGUAGUGUGGUGCUGUUCGGGGUCGAGACGCACGUGUGUAUUCAGCAGACCGCUCUGGAUCUCAUCGGAAGAGGUUUUGAAGUGCACAUUGUUGCUGAUGCCACGUCCUCCAGAAGCAUGAUGGACCGAAUGUUUGCCCUGGAGCGAUUGGCGCGCACUGGGACCAUCAUCACCACCAGUGAGGCGGUUCUGCUGCAGCUCGUGGCCGAUAAGGAGCACCCAAAGUUCAAGGAGAUCCAGAACAUCAUUAAAGCCAGCGCUCCAGAGUCAGGCCUGCUGUCCAAGAUCUGAACACACAUUGGAACAUUUCUCUCGAAUAUUCAAAACGGUAUACCUUCUCAUUCUCACAGGCGGUUAAUUGUAUUUGUUGUGUGUAAUUUAGGCUAAAGUCACACAAUCUGAAAUGUACUUUUAGAUAUCUGUUGUAUGAGAGCACAAGAUCUGGUGAAUUGGUGUCUAUAUCAAGAUGAGAAUCGAAAUAAAGAAACCCCACUAAGAAUGCA